This is a messenger RNA of Ipomoea nil (Japanese morning glory), 925 nucleotides long. Its product is annotated as B3 domain-containing protein REM9-like. The coding region runs from base 35 to 841 and encodes 268 amino acids. The transcript has 4 exons. Lineage: Eukaryota; Viridiplantae; Streptophyta; Magnoliopsida; Solanales; Convolvulaceae. Gene Ontology annotation, molecular function: DNA binding. The record is from RefSeq and is a predicted model, not a curated record.
UCUUUCAUUGCUGGCUUUCUGGCACCGGUCCAAAAUGAAGGUUAAUCCUCAUGGCUACCCGUCCUUCUUGAAGACUUAUCUUGGUGAAGCACGCUACUGGGAAAGAAUUCAAAUACCCUCUAAAUUUGUGGACACUCAUAAGAACAAGCUGGGUGGAAGCACAUGGGUUCUGAGAACAGAAGAUGGAACAUCAUGGUCCAUGGAGAUCAUACGAGAAGGAACAGAAUGUUUCUUCGGCAGAGCGGAUUGGGAGAAGUUCGCAAAGCAUCAUGACCUACGGUUUGGAGACCAGAUUAUGGCUUUUCUUGUGGGAAAUUCUGUGUUUGAAGUUAUGGUUUACAGCCAAACUACUUGUUGCCGGGUUCUAUAUCCCAACCCUCACCCUACUGCUAAUGAAGAAGCUUCAAGAAAUGCCAAGAAACAGAAGAGGAAGUAUGUAUUUCGCAACAAGUCAAAAGGCUCAUCAGAUAUGAAAGAAGAAAUCUUUGACAUCAAGAAUGUAAAGCAAGAAGAGGGGUUGCAGACUAAGAGAUACAGUACUGUGAAUCUCAAAGCUAAAUGCCCUUACUUUGAAACCAUUGUAAAGAAGAGUCACCAGACUUUCAUGUGUGUUCCUGUGGAUUUUGCACGGGAGACGGGGAUAAUUAAUCAGAAGAGAAUUGUGCUGAGAGGUGAAAAUGGGAGGAGGGAGACAGUGCAGAUUGGGCACUUAUGCAAUAGAGUCAAUCUGAUCAAAGGGUGGAAGUCUUUUAAGAAAGCUAAUAAAAUAAGGAGCGGAGACAAGUGUUCAUUCACUUUGGUUAAUCCCGACAGUCUGUUUGUCAAGAAACUCCGCCAUUAAAGCUGAUAAGAAUAUCAUCAGCCAUGGCUGCCCCUACCAAAUGGGGCAUAUGAAUUGAUGAUAACUGGAAAGCUGUUUUGGAUC